GGGCCAUGAUUCAUCAAGUCCAUCCAUUUCUUCUUAUCCCUCUUAAGUUAACUUCCACUUGAUUUUAUUUUUUUAUUCAUUGUUUCUCCUUUUAUAUCUCUUUGCAUCACCUAACCUUGUCUCAUCUCAACCUCAAUUCCAACUCCAAAAGCCUCUAAUAUACUAAAACUGUUCCAAUUCAACUUUCUGACCCAGCUUAAUUGGCUGGCCUCCUGAUCCUAUAAAGUUGUCCACCUUGUGCUGUUGAUCAUCUUAUCUCACGGAGCAUAGUUUCUUGACACUCCUCCAUCCCUUCUUUCAGUUUAAUGGCGGAAUAUGGUGGCAACCCCUUCUUCAGCUGCAGGAGCUGCAAAAACCCUCUGGCUCUGCACGAAGAUCUUCUGUCAAAAAAAUAUUGGGCAAAAUCUGGGGCAGCAUACAUGUUCUCUCAUGCAAUGAACGUCAUUGUGGGACAAAAGGAGGACAGGAAGUUGAUUACUGGUGUUUUUUCUGUUGCUGACAUAUAUUGCAGCAAUUGUGGUCAAGAAUUAGGAUGGAAGUAUGUUCAAGCUUAUGAUCCGCGGCAAAUGCACAAGGAAGGCAAGUUUAUAAUCGAGAGAGCAAAAAUUCUCAAGGAGUACUAACAAUAAUACUGUCACAUCAGAGAUGAACAAGGCAAUACAUAAUUACAUACGACUACUGAGAAUAAGUCUAUUACCAUUUGGAAGUUCUCUCUUCCUUUGUGAAUAUUAUGUCUGCUUGUUGGUUCUGCUUGUUUUUGCAGCAACUGAUGUGAUGUUAUGAUUAUCUGAGAAAUAAGAUUAUGUGCUAUCUGUACCUAUUACCUAAUGUUAAAAUUUGAGUUUGUUA
Messenger RNA from Rosa rugosa (rugosa rose), 849 nucleotides. RefSeq names its product protein yippee-like At4g27740. The transcript is spliced from 3 exons. The record is from RefSeq and is a predicted model, not a curated record. Lineage: Eukaryota; Viridiplantae; Streptophyta; Magnoliopsida; Rosales; Rosaceae. The coding region runs from base 306 to 623 and encodes 105 amino acids.